GAUCUGACAUCAUAAGCGUCAAUCGACUACUGGGGCGCCAUCUUUAAACCGGGUGGAAAGUACUGUAUAUUUUUAAAAUAUUUCUAAAGGGAUGUCCAAACGUGAGUCUUUUAAGUUGAUCUGCCCCUGAGUGGGAAAGACAAGGUGAUUGAAAAGGAAAAAUAAGAUAUUAAUGGAAGCUGCUACCAGGAAAGGCUAUGUGGUAGGAGAUGCACUGGGGUCAAAGUCGUGUCAUAAUGAAUUCCCCUGUACAGGGGUGACAAUGAAAGCAGAUGUUGCAAUGGGACAGAGCCCUGUUGAGGCCAAUCUUGAAGCUAGUCUGGUGAAAAGACAUACUCAGGACUGUGAUUAUGAAGUUGAAGGAAAUGCUGGAGGCCUUCUGCUAUCUGUUUCUGAAAAAAAUUCACAUACCGUAUCAGAAGAAAAUGUGACUGGAUCUAAAAAGAAAAAAAAGGCAGAGAUGUUGCCAUAUAUUGAAGAAGUAAAAAGUAAAAGAGGAAGAACAAAGAAGGCAGACAGCUGUUACUUGUACUAUUCUGAAUCAUCUGCAUUAAACAAUGCCAACAGUGGAUCAAGUAUAUCAGUAAAGAAAGAAGACUUGUUGGACGCAAAAGAGUCAAACCAAGACAGGUCUCUGACACCUUUGCCUAAGGAAAUGGAAACAUACAGAACUCCUAAAGCCAGAAAAAGUGUACAUAGAAGCAAACCCAAAAUAUUCCCUGUUCUCGUUCAACCAGUGGAUUUGACAGUGUCCUCUGAAAAUGGCUUAUCAGGGAGCAGGGAUAAUCCCUUGUUGGGCAAAGGUUGUAAGAAAAGAGGGAAAAAAUCAAAAGCUGACUUGAUGACUGUGAAUUUGGCAGCAGGUUUGGACUGUACAUCUCCACAGUCUGAUCCUGGUUAUGUUCAGAAACUAUUUGAAGAAGCAGCUUCUGAUGAAUCUGUAGUUGUACCACCAGGUGGACGCCCUAGAAGAAAAGCUGCUAGAGUUGCCAGGUUGUUCUUACAUGAACUUGCAGAAGAAAUUACAGACCAAACUGCUGCACAGAACCCUAUGAUAGAAACUGUUAUCAUCACAGAUACUUCUGUUAAGAAGCGAGGAAGAAAGAAGAAAAAGAUUUCCACUGAAGCAGUUGAUGACCUUGCAAAAGAUGCAGAUUUUGUAGUCCCAGAAGGACUUGCAGAAACAGAGGAGGAUGUGGUAGUGAAUUCUCACUUGAGUGGUGGUUCAGAACCUGAACAAGAAGAUUCAUUAGAGGCAAGGCCUGCAAGAGUCAUUCUAAAUAGAAAGAAGACUAUGUGUAGAGGUAGUGCUGCUAAUGGUCUUCAUAACUCCAUAAUGCUUCCUGUGUGGAAAAGUACAGAAGUAACAAAGGAAUUUAGGGACCGUUUGUUUUCAACAUGGGAAUUUCCUGAGUGGAUUCCUAAUUCAAGAGACUGGAUUUUACAAACUGAAAGUGAGUCAGAAACGUAUCUACCUAAGGAAGUUAAAUCUCCGUUGUUUAGAAUAAAGAGGGAAGGGAUUCGAGAAGACCAAGGACUUCACACACUUGACAGGUUCCAGUCAUUACCCCCACAUAGAGAACGAUGGGAUACAGUGCUAUUUGUUGGUGGUCCUGUGUGGUGCAUGGAGUGGUGCCCUACACCAGAUGGCUCUGCUGCCUGCCAGCAUGCUGCUAUCUAUUGCCAUAGAGGGAUGGAUGAUAGACAUCAAAUGUCCCGUCCAUUUGCAGAACCAGGCCUUUUGCAGAUUUGGAAGAUGGGUCGCUUGAGUCAGGAAGUCCGUUCUGAAACACAACCUUCAUUUGCAUAUGGAAUAGUCAUAGAUCAUGGUUGUAUCUGGGAUAUGAAGUUUUGUCCAAGUGGUGCAUGGGAGAGUCCAGGAACUUCCAGAAAGGUUCCAGAUAUGACCAGGCUUGGUCUCCUAGCUGCUGCAUUCUCAGAUGGAAAGGUUGGCGUAUAUUGUCUCCCACAUCCUGAAUCCCUGAAAGACUACAAGAGCACACAGGUAAAAGAAGCCCAGUCUGCAGAAUACCCCAUAUACAAGGUACGCUGUACUGUAUUAUUGGAGGUAGGAUCAGUCCGGGCCACCAGUGUUGCACCUUGCGGUCAAUGUUUUUGCAUAGCAUGGCUGCCCUCCAAAAACCACCAGUAUCUUGCAGCAGGAUUUUAUGAUGGUACAGUAGCAAUUUGGAAUCUGGUCACAAAGUCCUUACUCCAGAGAGUUCGUCAGGUAGAUGGGUCUGUCAAGCUGUACCCCUUCCGCUGCUUCACAGCUCAUGAUCAUGCAGUCAAGAGCAUAGAGUGGUGCAAAGCUAACAGAUUUGGACUUAGUGGCAUCUACUAUAUAGAUUCUGGAUUCUUGGGAUUUAAACCAUACUUUGCAGCCCCACGGAAAGGAACAGUAUGGAGUAUCUCUGUCUCUGAUUGGCUAAAUAUGUGUGCAGCAGGCGAUAACACUGGGGAAGUAAUAGGAAUUUUGUUGCCAGAUUUGAUGUUAAACCCUAUGAACAUCAAGCGCCCUUCUGAACGCAGAUUUCCAGUUUAUAAAGCAAGCUUGAUGAGCCUGAACAGUAGUACGCAAAGCACGGAUUCCCCUCCUAAUGGCAAGUCAUCAGAAUGUGUGCAGGAGAAUGGAAAGGAAAGUAAUCUGCUUGACUCUGAGCAGAGUACAUACAGCGAAGCUGUGAAAAAAUAUUACAUUCUCUUUGAUGAUACAGAUAUGAGAAGCUUCAAGAAUUUUUUAACUCGAGAGCCAAUUAAAAGAAUGCAACAGACAGAUACAAGGGGUGCAAUAUUUCCCUACAGAAUGCCUCUGGAAUCGAUACAUAAGGUCCGUAUGAAUCCUAACCUGGAUUCCCAUGGCUGGAUGCUGUCAGGAGGUCAGUCGGGUAUUGUUCGAGCCCACUGUAUGCAGAGCCUCAACACCCAUAUCAGCAGAAAACUGAUCAAGGAAUGCCAAGCUCAGUUCAGUGCCAUGUACCACUUCAGUGAAAUCCCAUUAGGAGAGAACUCUGGCACUGCUGUGAGCCACAGUGUUGUACAGGCUAACUAAGUGGCUAAGCAGUCUUAAUAAAGCUCCUACCUUGCCUCUUUGCGGUGGUUUUACCUUUUGGACCAAAUGGAAUUUCAGCUGGUUGUAGAGGUGUAUUCAGCUAGCCUGCUUUAUCCUUCAACAGUCAUUCCUGCAUUAAGGUGAUGAUUUCCAAGCUCCUUUGUGUUGAUGGUAGCAGGUUAAGUAAAAGGUGCCCUAUUCACUUUGUUUCCUGAUCUUCAAAUUGAGUUACAGUUUUCUAGCCUUAUAUGAAAAUGCAGGUUCUGAGCAUUUGGAAGGUUCUGACACGCACUGUAGCACCACUGCCACAUAUGAGCACAACGAUUUAGUGUCAGCAUUUUGUGGUGCAUUAUAUUUAAAAAAAAAUCUGAAUAAAGCACUGCAGAAGAAAGAAGCCCCAUUCUCUAAUCUGUCUGACAGGUACUGCUAAUACGUUAGGUGUUCUUUUUGCUUAUGAUGAUCUGUAUACACCAUUGUGUAAGUGAAGAAGAAAGGAACAGAGUCAGACUAAGGAGUAAAAAUGCUUAAACAAGCCACCUUAGUGUUAUUUAGUACACUUAGACUCCCUAGUGGCACCAACCUAGUCCUAACCAGAUAUUGAGCUUCAUAAUUUGACUUUCUAUAAGGCUUACAUUUGCCAUGUCCGUCUUGGCUUGCCCCAUAGAGGAUGAUUGUGUGAAAUGAACCCUUACAUUGUGUCUUCUGUACAACAUAGACAGUACUGCAUUUGGAGAUAAGAAGCAUAUUUCCUUCUGUGGUAAGUAAUUUCCAUUUUUAGUCAGGACAGCUAAAUGAACUUUGCCACAUGCAGUCACUGUCCAUGUGUUGUACAUCAGAACAUGUCCAGUUUUUUAAAAUCAGUCUUUAUGAUCACCUUUGUGGUAAUAGUACAGCAGUGAUCAGAUUCAGUCACUGUUUAAGUGGAGAGUGUCUUUUGAAGUACUUGCCUUUGCCUGUCUUGCUCUGUUUUUGAAAAUGCAACUCAUUCUUGAAGUGAUAAACUUGGCAUUAUCAGUAGCUGCCAUGUGAUUUUCACAAGAACUCUCUCUUACGUGAGCUGAAAGUUAAGAAAUAUUUUUAUUGUUAUGCUUCAUAUAAAAAAAGGUAUAUAUUUGAUCUAAAAUGGAAGUUCUUCAAACAUGAUAUUACAUAUAUUAAUGAUUAUAACUUUCCCAGCAGGACGAUCUUUGGAUUUAUUGCAUUUACUCACCUCUGGCUCCUUUGUAGGUACAAACUUUUUUUUUUAUGGCUGGUGUAGCAUGGCUUGUAUUGACUGUUGUUGGAUAUCAUUUGUUUAGUGGAUCCUUUUGGUGUUGUAGUGGGUUCUGGCUUACAAAAUGUUAAAUGAACCAAAAACGUAUAAAGUCAGAAAACAGAAGUAGUAGAAUGGAACCAUAAUGAGAAGCUUUUUAAGAGGGCUUGAGUUUGAGAACAGACCCUGGAUCACAAUGCAUGCCUUCUUUCCUCUUGUGAACAGGAUUACUGGGCUUUAUACUGGUGUCAGCAGUGAAGGUCAGCAUUGCAAGACUGAGAAAAUGGGGAAAAGUUCCUGAAGCAUACAUGAUGCUUACUGUCAUUUGCUCAGUGUGUGAAAUGAUCAUCAAAAAAGUGUUAAGAACCAGAGGUAGUGCAGUGAUGCUCCAUGGAGCUUUGUAGCCCAUGCCAUAUAUUCUUGGUAAAGAAACCACUAACAUGUGACAUAGUUGAGUGAGAGUCUUAUUUGGAUAUAGUACCAGUGCAAUGUUGUAUUCUUUUUUUUUGGGAUGUGAGUUGUGGACCCAUUUACAUUUCAAACACAGCAGGUAGUACAGUUCUGGAUAGCGAGUGGUCAGAGUGACACGUCCCAUUAGAAAGUGUGAAGGAAUGAAGCAGCAUAUUUACACUCUUUUCAUUAAAGAACUGUUAAAAUUCUAAUGUAACCAUUUUGGAAAGAAAAUUUAUUUGGGGAACACAUAAAAGACACAGUAACUGUAUUCUCUAUGUCUUCAAUGUGCAAAAUACAGCUGUGUAAACAUAUUUCUCAUAUUGUUUGAAAUACUUUUUAUGACUGAAAAGAGAAACAAACAAAAUUAGAGCUUUUUAUUUAUGUCGUUAGUACUAGGCCUGUAUAUUUUAAUUAAAAUGUCAGUUGUACCUAAGAGCAGUACUACUGAACUGUAAGUAAAGUAGCUGUAUCUUCCUCACAAAAAAUGAGUUCAAUAUUAGUCGUUAUUGCACUCAGGAUUCAGUAAUGCAGACUUCAGAAAUAAUUUAAAAACAUUUAUUUUCAGUUUUAUUUAUUUAAUGUUACUGCAUUUUGUCCUGUAACACUGGGGCAGUGCAUUCACAGGGUGGCCAUGUAACUUGCUGUAUUUACAAGAAUGUGCCCUCUUUGUUUAGCAGUUUUUUUUUUAAAUGAGUCAGGUCCAUUGGAGUAGAAAGAUAAUGCCUUGACUAUGACCCUGGCUACCUGAGUUUGAUUAGCUUCUGGAAUGUCUGUUGGAACUGAUAUAGGGAUGCUGGGGCUGUCCAUUGCCACAAUCCAUCAGAUGAGGAGCAGCAGCACAAGGGACAGUCCUCAAAGGAGCAUUUGGCCACAAAGCCAUUUAUGCAGUAGUAUUCAUUACAGGUACAUGGAGGUGGGCAUAAUGGCUCCCAGAGUGACAUGGAUCACAGGUCCCCUUACCAGAGGAGGUGGGAUAAACUUUUAUAGUAUAUGCACUUGUAGUGCUGGGAUACCAGUGAGGGCACAAACUAACCUCAUAGGUCCCUGGACAAUGGCCUUUCUGGAUGGCUGUCACCCAUCUUUGCUGCUUUGCUGGCGUUACGUAGUAUGAGGAAAUGAGCGACCUCAGUUAGAUUAGCAGUAUGUUCGGUAGUUUACAGACACAGGGGCAAAAGGCAAGUAAUAGAAAAAAAAAGUUGACGUUUUUAAUCAUUUUAAGGUUUUUAUAUUUUCAUUUUUAAACACAAUUACUACUGAUGUUAGCGAAGCGUGAGCUGUUACUGACUCUUGAUGGUUGUACAUCAGAAAUGGUAGCAAGAGAUGUCCUUUGUGUGAGUUAUUGGGGUUUAAGAAAUUAUUUUAAUGUAAAAGUAUACUGCAGUGUUCUUUGAAAGUUGCAGACGGGCAGUUCACUUCUCCCACCUCAAAAAAAAGGCAAUAAUUUGAAUACGAGUAAUGUGGCUUCUGAAAUUUUUCUUUUUUUUUUUUGCUAACAUCAUCUAAGUGACUAUUUAUGGGAAUAUUUUGGCAUUCUUAUAAUCAUUUUUGAUUAUGUUUCCAUAACUUAACUUUUUACAUGCAACAGCUAUCUUUUUCAAGCAUAUUCUGUAAUUAUAUAAUGUAGCUGGGCAGUAUUUUAAGUGUGUUUUGUACAUCUGGUUAUUUUGUUAUGAUUUUCAUAGUAUCUAAAUUUGUUUGCACGUUUGAAAAAUUAAUGUAAUUUCGGCAUUAUUCAGUACAGAUUGUAAUCCAGUCAUGUAACUAUGCUGUCUGAUUAGUCCUUCAGACUGUUAACUAGAAGCAAUAAACUAUUCACUAGAAGCAAUAGCAAGAAUAAUGACAUUAGAAAGAUAUUUACUCUGGCGAAGACCACAGUGGGAAAAGUCGUACCAGUCAUCUGUCCUACUAGUGAGCUGAUCGUUUUCAACCUUCAAGCCAUAUGUUGUUGGCCAGUGUUGCAGUGUUUAUAGUGAAGAGUGCUCAGUACCUUUUUUCUUAGCAUUCAUCAUUGUCUGAAAUCAAAAGAUUAGGAAUUAUUUUGCAGUUUAGCAUGUUUUCAUUAUGUCAAUUCUGUUGUUCUGGGUAGUAGUAACAUAUGCAUGAUUUCUACUGUGUUAACUCUAUAAAUCUUAAAUAUCAAGUAGGUUGACAUGCUAAUACAAGCAGGAGGGAUGGCUAGUUGUGGACCUGCACAGAUCUUUUUAAGUUUUAAAUGGCUUCUGUAACCUAGUAAAAAUGCCAAUAAUUUUAAUUUGCUGUGAUGCAGAUGACAUUUUUCUUCUUUUAUGUUUCACAGCAUUGUGUUCUGCUGAUAUAAAAAUCUUUUAAUAAUACCAAGUGAAUAUUCGUUCAUACUUAGUUCACUGUGUGGUUUGGAACAAGGGGGUGGAAGUAGCAUUGCCACCAGAAGUAAAGGCAGCAUGUAAGUCUGUUGAGAUUAUGCACCUCCUCCAUCCUUGUUGCUUUUUUCCCCACUGGCCAUUUUCCCUUUAUUGCUUUAGUAGGAUAUUUAAAAACAGUGUAAUGGUAGGAAAUAUUUAGUGGUUGAAAUUGCUGAAACUCUCAAGUUAUUUGUUAUCAUCUUUAUCAAUGCAUCACUGAUUUGACUUUCUGCCUCUCUGUUGACUGCAGCUUCUUAGUUUCGGGGGGGGGGGGUGUUAAGAGGCUUGUGCUUACUUGGGCAUCUUUUUCACAUUUUUUAGUCUCUUUUUUUUUUUGUGUAAGCGUUUUCUACUACCUUGACCUAAGCGUGAAAAGUUAUCCAAUUGUGGACAUAUCUUAAAACGCCUAUUACUAAAUUGAUCCAAAAAAAAUAACAGUUAACAGUUAAAUGAAUUAGCUACUUUGUCACUGAGAAAUCAAAUGCAUUGUCACUCACUUCUUAAGGUGGUGGUGGUUGAACAUUUAGAAACAUUCUUUUUCUUCUGCUGUUUUUAUUGCAUGUCAGCAUUGCCAUUUUUGAAGUCACAUGUAAUUUGGAAAACACCCCAUGAACCUGGUAGUUUUAUUAAACAAAGUACAUAUUGUAAUGUGCAGUUUAAUUUGCAGGUAAUCUCAUAGCUCUGUAGCCUGCCAAAUGCUGUUCUUCUUCAAAUCAGCCCCAGCUCAUUCCCGUUAACACUUGAGAAUCUAGACUGGCCUGUAAUAUUGCACAUUUCCUUUUUGUUUGCAAUAGUGGUCUGUGAUCUUGAUGCAGUGGCUGCUGUGUUCUGGAUAGUAGCUUUGAGUCUUGGACAGUGACUGUGUAAAGGGUUAUAUGCUGCAUUGGGGCAUAUGUAUGUGCAUCAUUUUUGUAACUAGAACAAGUGUCUACCUCAUUUUGUAACUUGACACUAGUGUGAUGAGUCACAGGUUAGUAGGCUUCUUUGCUGCUGCACUUCUAUCCCAGGUGUUCAUGAGACAUUCCUAAAUCAUCUCCAAUUGUAAAUGUAGAAGUACGAAAUAAGAAUAUAUGUAUUAUUUUACUGUGGUACUUUAGUUUUUAACAGUUACAAGUAGUUCAGCCUACACUAUAUUUGAGUAAAAUGUCACCUGUGAACUGUUUAACCAGCUUAUGUCCGGAAUACCCUUCUUAAAGAUGAUCAGAUGUGUGUGUUCACUGUAUUUUUAUCUUCCUUCUUUCAUAUUGGUAUACAUACAAGUAUGUGAAUGAUUGCUGAUAAAAAAAAUUAAACUGAAGUAGUGACAGCAUUGCAGUACUUCACUGGAGAGCCUCCACUUUGAAAACCUCAAAACCCAAAUGAUCUAAUGAAAAAAAAAGCUAUGAAGAAACCAUGAAAAUUGGCACCUAGAUUGUUGCAACAUUAUGUGCCCUAAAGUAAUUAUUACCUUACAACACUGAUAGAGUUGCAGAACCUCCAUUAGACAAGUGAAUUGUGGGUGCUUUUAGCUGCUGUAUGGUUUCAAAGUGUUAUGUAAAUACUGUUAUUACAAAGUAGUUAAUACUUAAGUUAUGAAACCUUGCACAUUUUAUAUCCCUCUCUUUAUUAGAGGGAUUAUCUAUCUGUCAUGUGUAUUGGUCUUUUUGUCUUUAGUCCGUUUUAUAGACAUUUUCCAAUAUUUAAGAUUUUUUUAACUUUUUCUGACCAUUUGCUUGUUUUUAAAAUAGAAUGUGUAAAGCAAACUGUAAAUUUGCUCACAUUGAGCAUUGAUGCUCUUAUUUCAUUUUCUGGUUCAGUAAAUAUUUUUAAGUUCAUUCAUGUGUGUUUUGUCUUAUUUAAAAAUUGACAUACUGAAGUGUAUUUUGAGUUGUGCUGAUCAAUAAGGGUAAAUGUCUCAUUGAAAUAAUUUCAGAAUAAUUAAGAAUUGCUGAACUGGAAAACACUCAAGUCACAUGUUUUCAUUUUUAGCGUGAUACUGAUUUUUGCUGUGGUGUAGAGUAAAUUUGCUUAGUAGUACUGCAAUAGCUCUAUUGACACUGCAUCUUUAAUUAAACCUGUUCCUACUA
Molecule: messenger RNA, 9204 nt
Organism: Protopterus annectens (West African lungfish)
Lineage: Eukaryota; Metazoa; Chordata; Ceratodontiformes; Protopteridae
Gene: GTF3C2
Product: general transcription factor IIIC subunit 2
Exons: 18
Coding region: 173-3052 (959 amino acids)
Biological process (GO): transcription by RNA polymerase III
Cellular component (GO): transcription factor TFIIIC complex
Molecular function (GO): protein binding
Source: RefSeq, a predicted model, not a curated record